This is a messenger RNA of Rhagoletis pomonella (apple maggot), 837 nucleotides long. RefSeq lists its product as uncharacterized. Bases 1 to 837 code for a protein of 278 amino acids. The transcript has a single exon. The record is from RefSeq and is a predicted model, not a curated record. Lineage: Eukaryota; Metazoa; Arthropoda; Insecta; Diptera; Tephritidae.
AUGCCUGACGAAAACGGAGUUUCUAAAACCUCACCGGCAGAUCACAUUUCUCAGCCUCCGGCGCAAUCAACCGGCACACAGCCCGCAAGAGAAGCGACGGAACUCGCUAAAGUCUCUGUCAAAAUCCCACCAUUCUGGCACGCAAAACCAGAACUAUGGUUGGCUAAGGUAGAAUCUCAAUUUAUUGCGGCAGGCAUUACAAACGACAAGACAAAAUAUCACACAGUUGUGGCGGCCAUGGAAAGCAACGUCUUGGCGCAGAUCAGUGAUAUUAUUCUCAAUCCUCCUAGCAGUGACAUGUAUCAAACACUUAAAGAACGGCUAAUCACCCAGUUUGCCGAUUCAGAACAGAUACGUGUCAAGAAGCUACUUCAAGAACUAGAGUUAGGCGAUAUGCGACCGUCACACCUUCUGCGUGAAAUGCGUAGUCUGUCUGGCAACGAGAUAAACGACGGAAUUCUGAAAUCAAUCUGGAUGAGCCGCCUACCCUCUAACAUACGCUCUGUGAUUUCAAUAAGCACAGAGCCACUUGACAAGGUAGCGCUUCUUGCUGAUAAGGUUUCUGAAGUCAGCGACAUACCGCAGAUACGAGCGAUUGAAACACAACCAGCAGCUUCGCAAACAUUUUCACACAUAGAGCGGCAGCUCGCUGCAAUCACUAAAGAAAUCGCCGCUUUAAAAACAAACCGUAACUAUCGUCACAGGAGCCGCAGCAGGGGACACUCGUCGGAACGAACAUCAUCGCGUCAGAAGACAGAGGACCAGUGCUGGUAUCACAUGACGUUUGGAAACGAGGCAAAGAAGUGCCGUAAACCGUGCUCAAAAAAUUUAAACUAA